Molecule: messenger RNA, 2914 nt
Organism: Monoraphidium neglectum
Lineage: Eukaryota; Viridiplantae; Chlorophyta; Chlorophyceae; Sphaeropleales; Selenastraceae
Product: fibronectin type III domain containing 3A
Exons: 11
Molecular function (GO): protein binding
Source: RefSeq, a predicted model, not a curated record
AUGACCGUUCCGGCAUCCGAGGACCCUCGGCAGCUAGAGGUGCAGCAGCUCUUUACCUAUUCGGUGCCUCACGAGCUACAGAUGCAGGAGGUGGCCGUCUCGGGUCCCGCAUCAGGCGAUGCCCUGAUGCAGCAAGCGCUCAGCAUGAUCGUUGAGAAGGGCUGGAUGAAGGUCUUGGAAGCGCCCUGCUGCAACGCUGAGGUCACUGCCCUGCGGCCGGGCCGCUACUAUGCAGUGCGGAUCUGCUGCACGCCGGUGGCUAUGGCACCGGGCGAGCCUGCGGUAGUGUUCCCCAGCCAGUGCUCGCAGCUGCAGGUGUUCCGCACGGUGCCCACACCUCCAGGGCCCAUGCAAGCGCCAGCGCUGUCGCAGCGGGCGCGCAACGCGCUCAAGCUCAAGUGGACGCUGCCCGAUGAGACGGGCGGGGAGCCAAUUUUGCAGUAUGUCUUGCAGAUGCAGCCGUCGCCUCUGAGCUGGGAGGGAAUGCCCAACACAGAGGGCUUUUUCGAGGUGUACAGCGGCGACGAGCGGUCCUUCAAGGUGGUCAAGCUGGCUCCCGGCAUGCGCUACACGUUCCGCAUCAUGGCGUACAACACACUGGGCCCCAGCCCCUGGAGCCUGUGCAGCGCUUUCUCAACACAGGCGUCAGUGCCUUCAGCGCCUGAGCCGCCAGUGCAGGUGGCCUCCUCCAGCGACUCUGUGACGCUGCAGUGGACGGCCCCGCCAGACAACGGUGCGGCCAUCAGCGGGUACACCCUGGAGGUGGACGACGGCCGCGGCGGCGAUUUCAGGCUGGCCUACACUGGCAGCAACACCAAGGCUACUGUGGAGGGCCUUCAGAGUGGGCUUCCGUUUCGCUUCAGGCUGCAGGCAGACAACAUCGAGGGCCGCAGCUUCUGGUCAACCCCAGCUGUCGCCACUACAGCUGCCACUGCGCCCUCCAUCCCUGGCGGCCUGGGGGCGAUCAGUGUCAGCUGCACGUCUGUGACGUUGGCAUGGCAGCCGCCAGCAGCAACUGGCGGCUCGCCCGUCACUGGCUACGAGGUGCAGCUGCAGGCAACAACACGCGCUGCACGUGACGUGCUGGGUGACGACUGGCUGAUCAUCUACGAUGGCCCCUCCACCGCCACCACCUUCAGUGCUCUGCAGCCGGGCUGCAGCUACAUGGCGCGCGUCAGCGCGCGUAACAAAGCCGGCCGCAGCUCCUUCAGCAUCGCCACGCAGUUCACUUCCGCUCCUGACGCGCCUGCGGCGCCGCUGCUGCAGGAUGCUGAUGUGGACUCAACGUCCCUGCUGCUGAAGUGGCAGCCGCCUCCCCACGACGGGGGUUCUCCCAUCGCCAGCUACCGCGUGGAGAUGCGCUGCAGCCCCUCACAGGCCAACGGCGGCCUUGAUGAGGCCAGUGUCAGCCCCCAGCACAGCCUCGCCCUCACGCCCCACUAUUUGACAAUAUACAAUGGCGCCGAGUGCUGCGUGCAGGUCACCGACCUGAUGCCCGGCACGACCUACCAGUUUCGCGUCAUGGCCAUCAACGGGCAGGGCGGCUCGCCCUGGAGCUCUGUGGGCAGCGCCACCACCCUUCCUUCGGUGCCGCUGCCCCCAGCUGCGCCCGCUGUAUCGGCCUGCAGCAGCCACAGCCUGCACCUCAGCUGGCGGGAGCCGUACGGGCAGGGCUCGCCUGUCACCAGCUACACCGUCAACAUGGCACGCCUGCCCACGCCGCGCCACGCCGCAGCCAAUGGCCACGGCCACGCAGCGUCGGUCUCUGGGGAUUCUGAGCACAGCUCUGCAGACAUGGACGCGGAGGCUGCGGCUGCCAGCUGCAGCGUCGGCGGUGAGGCGCAGCAGCGAUUGCGGUACGAGACGGUCUACACGGGGCCAGCUCUCAGCUGCGAGGUGCGCAACCUGGAGCCGGCCACCACCUACUCCCUGCGUGUGAGAGCGCACAACGCCAUGGGCGGCAGCCUGUGGGGCGACACCGCCACCCUAGUAACGGCGGCAGCGGCCCCGGGCCCACCUGGAUCGCUGGCGGUGGCAGCGGCUUCCGCGGGCGAGUUGCACGUCAGCUGGUCGCCACCGCUGCGCGACCACGGUUCUGUCGUCAGCGCCUACCUUCUGGAGAUGGCGGCGGGGGGCCGCGGUGGGGCCGGCUCUAUGGUGGGCGGCGCAGGCGGAAAGGCGGGUGGCGGCGGCGGCGGCAGCAGUAAAGCAGGGUCAUCGCAGGCGUGGUCUAAGGUGCGGUGGACGCUGCCAGCUGAAGAAAACGGCGCGCCGUUGACGGGAUACGUGCUACAGUCCCGCCCUGUCGGCAGCACCAGUGGCAGCAGUGGCGGAGAUCCCUUUGCUGACUCCUACGUGGGCAUGGAGAUGGGCGCACGCGUGACUGGGCUGGAGCCUGGGACGAGCUACGAGCUGCGGGUGGCGGCGCGCAACCGCGUCGGACAGAGUCCCUGGAGUGAGAUGGAGACGGCGGCGACCGCGCUGCGGCCCCCUACGCCUCCCACGAGCGUGGCAGCUGUGGUGAAUACUGGCCCGCCGUUAGUGCUGCGGGUGUCGUGGGCGACGCCCGCCGACGAUCCUGGAGGUUUGGCGGCAGAGGCGGUUGGGUACGAGGUGGAGGCGCUGUCGGGCACGGCGGCGCCCAGCGGAGGCGGUGGUGGCGCGGCGCUUCGGCAGCAGGUUGGUCGAGUCGAAACUGCGUCACUUGUGGGCCUUUCUCCUGGCUGCACUUACACCGUUCACCUGCGAGCAGUAGGUGCUGGCGGCAGCGGACACAGCGCGUGGAGCGAAAGCGUGCGCAUCUCAGUGCCCGCAGCUGCUUCGGCGGCUGCGGCACCGUCGGCAGUGGUUGGAGAAAGCAGCGGCAGUGGGGACCAGGCGGCAAGUGGCACAUCGGAAGACUUGGGCGCUUCAG